CUGCGUGUAAUUGCGACAGAAAAUGUGGUAUACACGAACUGCUACGACACAAAGAUUCAACCAAACACGCGAAGAAUAGUUUGAAGUUACAAAAACAACAAAAACUGACAUCAAUGUUUACCUCAGCUUCCAACUCACAAGAUACAAAAAUUGCAGCUAAAGCGGGUGAAGUAAAAAUGGCCUGCUUUAUAGCUGAGCAUAAUCUGUCUUUUAACAUAGCAUCUCAUUUGAAUAAAUUGAUUUGCGCUGUAUGUCCAGAUUCGAAAAUUGCCGUAUAAUUAUCUGUAAGCCGCACAAAAGCUAGAGCUAUUGUUGACGAAAGCACAGAUAAAUCUACGAUAAAACAUUUAGCGCUUGUCGCUAGAAUAGUAAAAUUAGAUUUCAGCGUUGGAGAUAGAUUUCUGACUUUAAUACCAAUCGUAGAUGGUACAGCAACAGCGUUGUAUGGCAAAACAGUAGAAUAUUUUGUUGAAAAAAAUAUUCCUUACAAAUCAAACAUGAUAGGCUUUGCUUCUGAUGGCGCUAACGUUAUGUUUGGAGAUAAACAUUCAUUGGUCACUUUGUUUAAAAAUGACAUACCUCACAUUUUUACAUUCUUUUAAUCUAUGCGUAUCAUACGCAUGUGAGAAAUUGCCAAGGGGCGUGGAAGAUUUCUGUAGAGACGUAUAUAAUCAUGUACAAAAUUCACCAAAACGUAUUGGAGUUUUCAAAACAUUUCAAGCAUUCACAAAUAUUAAACCACACAAAUUACUCCACCCUAGCCAAACCAGAUGGUUGUCGCUUAUUGAGGUAGUAAAUAGGUUUCUGGAACAAUUUCCAGCUAUAAAAUUGUAUUUUCAAGCUGCAGUUCAUGUAGAUAGAUUACUUUCUGCGCAAUCAAUUCUCUCCAAGGCUCUCGAACCGACAACUGAAUUGUACCUGGAGUUUUUGAAAUUUGCAUUACCUAUAUUUACCGAUCUCAAUAAAGAAAUGCAAUCCGAGACUCCGAAAUUAUAUUUACUAUACGACAAAAUACUGACCGCAUAUACAACGAUCUUGGAAUGCUUUGUACAAGCUGAAUAUUUGAAUCUCACUGAACGAGAAAAAAAUGAAGCACAAAAUAUUUUACACGCAAAAGAAACUAAAAUAUUAAACCUUGACUUCUCGAGUGAGCAGAAACAUUUACCGAUGCAACAUAUAUACGUUGGUGGAAUGGUGCCAAAUUUGAUCAGAAGAAAGAGAGAAUUAGUAGAACUAGAGGAAGAACAGCUGAAAAAUUUCUACUUAAAGUGUAAGGAGUUUUAUAUCGAGGCUGCAAAACAGAUAUUAAAAAGGUUUCCUUUUGACGACAAAGACCGUCAAGCAUUAAAAUGUCUGAAGAUGCUAAAUCCUAAAGCAAUUCUGGAUUCUGAAAUAAAAAAGGAAUUCCCUUCCUUUGCAGAUUUACAUUAUAUCUUCCCAAAGAUUUGUCCAAAUAAUAUAACGGAACUGUAUAGAGAAUGGCGAAUGUUAAGAAAUGUCGAUUUUUCUUUCGACCAAAACAAAACUCCCGAUAUUAUCGACUUUUGGAAACGUGUUCAAGAAUUAAGAAAUGGAGACGAAUCUCAAACAUUCCCUACAUUGUGUGAAUUGGUAAAGAAGCUUUUGUGCCUACCACAUACCAGCGCGCCGUGGAAAGGUUAUUUUCUGCUAUAAAUAUUAUAAAACCAAAUUACGCAAUAGAAUAUCGACUACAACUAUUAAAGGAGUAUUACACACUAAAUCCGAAAUAACUGAUUGCUAUUCAUUCGAAGCCACAGAAAAGCACAUGAAGAAAUUCAACAAAAACAUGUAUAAUUUUAAAAAUAAAAAUGAGUGUGAAAAUAUUGAAGAUGAGGCAAUUGAAAAUGAAACUGAAAAAUAAUUUUACUUUGAUUUUUGUUUUAUGUUGCUGUGAUUAUAAAUAUAUCAAUUGAUGUGAGUUCUAGUAACUAAGAAAGUUGUUUAUUAUUUAAUUAUAUGAGCAAAAUUAUGAAAUCUGCCUUUUUUUCUUUACCUACCGCUUUCUACUGUUUGUUUUAGGCGAGUUGUGGUUUUUUAGUUUUUUGAGGUUGGCAACACUGAAGUUAACAAAGCUCUAAUAAGAAAUCCGUAAAGCUUUAAUUGAAUUAAUAAAAAAAUAAACCAAGCUGAGUCAGCUUCAAUUUAUAAACAUAUCUUCAGAAAUUCGAGUUCUUUCCAAUAUUGUCUGAACUGCGCAGUUAGUAUUAAGUAAACAAUAUUGUAACCUAUAAAUAAGUGCAUCAUAAAAUAAAGUACACACGUUUUAUUAAAUUCGCUAAGAAAGGGAGAGUUAUUGUAUCCCUACACGCGAGUUAAUUUAUGUGUGUUUCCCGAAACAGAAUCAAUCAAAUAUCCUGAACUAAUGAGAAAAAAAAACACAAACAAAAAUCGGCAAGUUCGAGUUAAUUUACGCUUGUUCCCCGAAAAAUCAAUCAAUCAAUCGGACUAAUUAGUAAUUUUUCCAAUAUGUCAUUAGAAAACGGGAACGAAGCAAUUAUCACGAGAAUAAUUGCAGCAACAAAUGCUUCCCUUAAAUUAGAAGUAGAGGAGUUGUGAAGACAAUUAUAGGGGUUAACAAAUUCGGCUACGGUCACCGAUUACCAAGCAGAUUGAUCCACAGAUCAGGUGCUAGGAGUCGCUUGAGGUGAUCAAGUCUCUACCAGAAUUCUCUGGUAAACAAAAUAAAUACGUUAGUUGGAGGGAGUCUGCAGGUAAUACGAUGAGCCUAUAUGUGAGAGGCAGUCUUUGCCGCACUAACAAUAUUGCGAAAUGAAAUUACACAUGACGCAAAUGACCUAUUGUCUAAUCAUGGGACAGUACUGAAUUUUGACGCCAUCUUAGCACGCUUAUAUUUUGCGUAUGCUGAUAAAGAGCCUGCUUAUAUAAUCGAAUAGGAAAUGAGUAUAUUGCGGCAGGGUAGUAAUACCAUUAUUGAGUAUUACAAUAAA
Molecule: messenger RNA, 2969 nt
Organism: Bactrocera tryoni
Lineage: Eukaryota; Metazoa; Arthropoda; Insecta; Diptera; Tephritidae
Exons: 1
Coding region: 517-1674 (385 amino acids)
Source: RefSeq, a predicted model, not a curated record